Molecule: messenger RNA, 2970 nt
Organism: Selaginella moellendorffii
Lineage: Eukaryota; Viridiplantae; Streptophyta; Lycopodiopsida; Selaginellales; Selaginellaceae
Product: pentatricopeptide repeat-containing protein At2g33680-like
Exons: 4
Coding region: 16-1854 (612 amino acids)
Biological process (GO): RNA modification
Molecular function (GO): protein binding; RNA binding
Source: RefSeq, a predicted model, not a curated record
GGUUUUGCGCCUAAGAUGCUCUUGAAGAUCGCGAGGCCUCGCAUUUCCCUCGCGCGCUACACGAGGAGUUCCUUUUGCUCCAGUGCCGCGCACGAAAGAUCGGAAGCUCGGGAGGCUUCAAGGAAGCGAAUCAAGCUCCAGCGCCUCGAGGAGAAGUCGCGGCGGCGCAAAUUCCUGGCAGCUCUCAAAGACUGCAAGGAUCUCGGCAAGCUCGUCCAGCUCCACGCCGAGGCAGCGCAAACCGGCGAUGACACCAACGUUUUCGUGGCGAGCGCGCUCAUCGGCAGCUAUGCCAAGCUCGGCAGCGUGGCGGACGCUCGCAAAGUCUUUGACAAGCUCCCACAGCCCGACCUUGUGUCGUGGACGGCGCUCCUGGCCGGGUACGCUGACCGCGGUGAUGCGCAAGAGGUUUUACGUUUGUUCCUGCGAAUGCAGGCUCAGGGAUGCGUGCCGGAUGCCCGAGCUUUCGUGCUCGCGGCCAAAGCUUGCGGUGCGCUAGCGUCGAGCGAGCAAGGGACGCAGCUUGGAGGUGGCAAGGCCGUGAAAGCUGUAGCUCUGGAGCAAGGAAUGGCGAUCCACGCUCAAGCCGAGAGCGCUGGCUGUGACAAGGAGCUCUUCGUUGGAAGCAUGCUAGUCGACAUGUACACGAAGUGUGGGAGCACUCUGGAUGCUCGACGGGUUUUCGACAGGAUGGAGGGACACGACGUGGUUUCGUGGACUGCUCUCGUGCUUGGCUAUGCCGAGAGUGGUGAAGCGGAGAUGGCACUGGAAGUUUUCUCGCGGGCUCGGCGGAGACAAGGCUGCGAACCGAAUGCUCGGACUUUUCUAGCAGUGAUAAAGGCUUGCGCUAGCUUGGCUGCGAAGGAAGAAGGGACACAGGUCGAGGGGAGGCUUGUCAAGUUGAAGACUCUCAAGAGGGGCAUGGCUCUUCACUCCCAAGCUCUCGGCAGUGGCUCCUGCGAGUUCGAUGCUUUCGUCGCAAGUACGGUGGUGGACAUGUACGGGAAGUGUGGGAGCUUGGUGGACGCAAGGAUGACCUUCGACAGGAUUCCAUUUCUCGACGUUGUUCUGUGGAACGCUCUGAUGCGGGCUUGCGCGGAAAACAACGAGGAGCGCUUGACGCUCGAGCUCCUGCGGUGCAUGAGGAGCGGAGGUCCAUCUCCGGACGAGCAGAGCUUUGCGGUCGGUCUCGGCGCAUGCAGCAGCAACGCAGCACUGGAAACUGGCAAGGCGAUCCACUCGGAGAUUUGCAGAGAUGGUGUGGAGAGCGACGCGGUUGUAGCAAACUGUCUGCUGGAUUUCUACGCCAAGUGUGGGAACAUGGUGGACGCUCAUCGGAUUCUCGAGGCAAACCACAGGAGGACCGCGACAUGGACGUCGCUCAUCGCAGGAUACAGCCGCCAAGGCGACUCCAAGCAGGUGUUCGAGCUCUUCCACGCUAUGGAGGACGAAGGCCUGGAGAUCGACUGCGUCACUCUCGUCUGCGUCCUCACCGCUUGCAGCCACGCCGGCCGCGUCGAGCAAGGCAAGAAGCUGUUCCAGGAGAUGAGCUCCAAGCAUGGGAUCACUCCAGGGGAGGAGCACUACGUGUGCAUGGUCGAUAUGCUGGGCCGAGCGAAUCGACUGGACGAAGCAGUGGGCUUGCUCGAGAGGAUGCCGCACAGGCCGAGCUCGGUAGCGUGGAGGGCAGUACUGGCGGCCUGCAAGAAGUGGAAGAAUGUGGGCUUGGGAAAGGUGGCUUUUGAGUCAUUGCUGGAGCUCGGAGAGCGUGAUCCGGCAACUUACGACUUGAUGGCAAGCAUAUAUGGGAGUUCAUCAUCAUCAUCAACCAAAGAGAGAACGAGAUCUCCAUGAAAGAGAGGUGUUUGUCUUUCUUUUCUUUGGUUUUCUAUUCAGAGCUACCCUAAACACAGAUAUGGCGGAGGCUGUGAUCGUAGGCGCCUUGGCUCCCGGUGUCAAUAGACCAACAUGGACGGCUUUUAGAAACGUGAUGAUCUCCUUGUCCGUGGUUCUAGCCGUGCAGCUUGCAAUCGCAGUGCAGUGGAGCAGUAACGAGCUGCUGCUCCAUGUCUGCUGCCUCACAGCUCUCGCAGCAACGCUCUUCCUUCUCCUCAAAUGGUUUGUCUCCGAGACUGGACUGGUUACUGUCCAGCAGCAAAUGGACGAGCUCGGAGCUCUCAACAACAAGGCACAGUGAGAGCUUGGUUACGUUGGCCGGUUCAAGCUUCUCGGUUAGGAGAUAAGCACGAGUGGAUAGACAAAAGGGGUGGGAAGGCAUUGGCUAUGGCGACGGCAGGCUCAACCUUCGUCACCAUUCCAAACUCACGCGUCAGGCAUUGUUCCCGGCAGCACAAGAGCAAGCAAUUCGGUCUCCAGGUACGUGCAGUGAGCAGCGAGGAGGAAGAGUUUGAGGCCCGGCUAGCAAGGAUCCAGAGGAAGUCCGCUGCUGGAAAGAAGGCUGCGGCACGCAGGGCGAAGAAACUGGAAGGCAGCGGGGGCGCCAGCAAAGGAGGCAAGGCGUUGUUGCUACCGCCGGUGCCUCUCGAGGAUGCCAUCUCGGAGGGUCUAGUGGUGGAGCUCGGGUUUAAUCCAUACACCGAGAGGCUCAAUGGAAGGUUUGCGAUGCUCGGCUUGGCGGCGCUGCUCCUGGUAGAGCUAGCAACGGGCAGCAGCUUUGUCAAGUACCAUGAAGCAGCGAUAAUUGGGAUCCAGGCCUACACCAUGCUCGCCAUAGCUGCGUUGUUUGUCAAGUAUGAGAAGGAGAAGAGAAGUGUUUGGCCGCCCCAGGCCUGAUGAUUCGUGAAGAAAAGUUGAGCUCCAGCCAUUCGCUGAUUGUUCUUGGUCCAUCAUCGUGAUGAUAAACGAUCAAACUCUAUAUAUGACAUCUCCAGUGAGGUGUGAGAUGGGGUCACAAAGCCCUCUCUGGCGUUGCAAAAUUCCAGCCCAGACCUCAUUGCCUUUCUCAGUGAA